ACGUGAUAGAGUUCACUAGGCCAAACAGCUAUGCCCAAGUACAGUACUCUGUCUGCCGUUGAUGCGACCAGGCAGCAGUACAGUGUGCCUGAGCUUAUCCGGCUUACCGUACUGAUCCGGCUUACUGUACUGGCGAUCAUGUCGCCCAAUCCACUCGAACAACUACACCUCGUGUAGGAUCUUACUCAGAGACGGUAUUUUUGCAUUCGGCCAGCAAGCCGCCUUUUAUCUUUUCUGCUCGACCUCCUCGCGAUGUCUUGUACUUAUCUGGCGACCGGUGCUACGGGCAAUACCGGAAAGACCAUAGUUUCGAUAUUGCUAUCCCAUGGCCACAAAGUCCAUGCCAUCGUGCGCAACCCUUCUUCCCGAGCAGCACAGGCAAUCGCCUCCUCCGGGGCAACUCUAUUCCAAGGCGACUUUGCAUCGCCUUCGUCGCUUUCCUCCGCAGCAAGCGGCUGCAACGGCCUCUUCCUGAUUACCAUUCCCGGGCCGGAUGCGGUGACUUUUGUGCAAAAUGCUUUGACAGCAUUCCUUGGUUGCUGCGCGCCGGAUCCGACGGUCGUUUUGAUGGGAAGCAUAUUUCAAGAUGAUGCCACUACCGCGCUUGUGCAGAGUCCCAAUUCAGGUCUGCCAGACAAACCACCACAUGAGUUCGUCAAGGGGUACUGGAGCAUGACGGAUGCGGUCGAGAGGGCCGUCAAGGAGAGUCGCUUCCCGCAUUGGACCAUCCUUCGGCCUGCUUGGUACAUGUCAAACUAUCUCGACUUCGCCGUUCGACCCAUCCACUGGCCGGCACUGGCACCGGAGAAGAAGUUGGUAGCAGGAGUGCUGCCGGCAACGCCUUUCGAAAUGAUCGACCCUAGUGAUAUUGGCACGUUUGCGGCCUACGCUUUGACGGAGAAGGGCGAGCCGAGAUGGGAGCACAAGUGUUUGGCCUUGGCCAGCGAGCUUCUUACGCUGGAAGGAAAGGCAAGGAUCAUGAGCCAUGUCAGCGGGAUCGAGGUCAAGGCGGUUUAUCUGCAAGAAGACGAGGCCGCCAGGUUUGCCGAGGAAGACUUUGUCGGAUAUUUGCACUUUUGGCAGCGCGUGACUGCACCCAAGGUCAAUAUGGAUGAUAUGCGGGCAUAUGGGUUCAAGUUGGGGUCCUUUGAAGAGUAUUUGACUCGGAACAAAGAGAGGCUGCUUCUGGCCUUGAACGACGACAGUGUUGCUCAACGAGGGUUGAGUUCCGAAGAGAUACUGGAAGGCGCUGGACAGCACGGUCAUUAGCGUCGUGGUCGGAGACUUGAUCGGACCAGGUUGGGCAGACCUUCUUCACGGGGCUGGGGGCCGACAAUGGACAAGG
Neohortaea acidophila is the source of this 1345-nucleotide messenger RNA. RefSeq lists its product as uncharacterized. Lineage: Eukaryota; Fungi; Ascomycota; Dothideomycetes; Mycosphaerellales; Teratosphaeriaceae. Bases 253 to 1269 code for a protein of 338 amino acids. The record is from RefSeq and is a predicted model, not a curated record. The transcript has 2 exons.